GUAACGAAAAAUGUCGUCGUCUUAACUUAAUUAGUCCUUGGGCAGUCGUAAACGACCAAUAACGAUUUUUCCUUCAUUUUAGGUGCUUCCUAAAACAGAGGACUCGCUCUUGUCUACAACCAGGCGCAUUCUCCUCCUGGUUUUUAACCAAUAUUCGCAUUACAUAGCAACAUUCAUUGCAAGGAUUAGCUUAUUGAUUGCAUGGUGGCUUAUUGUCAUAAGAGUAGUGCAAGAAUGGAGGGAACUGUGUUCGCCGUGACCUUGGAAGAACUUAGACAAGUCAAGUCUGAAGGGGGAGAAAUACUUACAAAGCCUUUCUUGGAUGUUUUCAGACACAUGUUACCCGUGGUAGAUAAAUUUGGACCUUCGAUGGUACUCGUAAAAUCUGAUGUUUUGGGCAAUAUAUCUACAUUAGAGUCCAAGUAUAAGUCCAAUCCAUCAGAAUUCAAUGACUUGUACAAUAUGGUAAGGUUAGAGCUUGAAGCUAAAAAACAGAAGUCUUCUUCCAGUUGCACCACUGCUCUUCUCUGGUUAACCAGGGGCAUGGAUUUCUUGUUGGAAUUGUUCCGCAACUUACUGGAGCAUGCUGAUUGGACCAUGUCACAAGCUUGCACCUCUGCCUACAAGAAAACACUGAAAAAAUGGCACGGUUUUCUAGAAAGAUCAAGCUUCAGUGUUGCCCUGAAGGUUAUUCCAGACAGGAAGAAGUUCAUGGACAUAAUUGGGGGCACUGGUGAUAUUAAUUCUGAUAUAGAACAACUGUGCACAAACUUUGCUCCAUUGCUUGAAGAGAACCACAGAUUUUUGGCUAGUAUCGGGAUGGACGAUUGGAAAUUUUAAUGCUGGGCUGUUGAUAAUUAGUUUUACCUUAAAAUUUUACUUAAUUGUUGUACAAUGUGAUAUCUUUGUUGUGUUCAAUAUUACCAAUUAUUACUUCUUAGACAUGGCAAUGUAUUGGGAAUAGCUAUUUGAGAUUUUCUAAUAUAAAAGAACAUCUCCCCUGCGUACGAUGAA
This is a messenger RNA of Malania oleifera, 1014 nucleotides long. RefSeq names its product glycolipid transfer protein 1-like. NCBI's taxonomy places the organism in Eukaryota, Viridiplantae, Streptophyta, Magnoliopsida, Santalales, Ximeniaceae. Gene Ontology annotation, cellular component: cytosol; membrane; cytoplasm. The transcript is spliced from 8 exons. Bases 202 to 840 code for a protein of 212 amino acids. Gene Ontology annotation, molecular function: ceramide 1-phosphate transfer activity; ceramide 1-phosphate binding. The record is from RefSeq and is a predicted model, not a curated record. Gene Ontology annotation, biological process: ceramide transport; intermembrane lipid transfer.